AUUAGGGGAGAAAAAAAGGAAAAGAAAAAACAGAGUUCAGUUUUACAGUCCCAAAUUCAAUCCUGGUCCCUGGAGCUGGCAUCGGUGGGCAAUUUGUUUUAGCGUUAUCUUUAUCCGUUCUUUGCUCGCUCCAUCGCUCGAUUCCCACUCUUUUGCAACCUCCAGUUGGGGCUGGAGAUUGGAGACUGGAAACUAGAGACAUGAACAUCUUGGCAACUGGCUUCACUGCCCGAAUCUCCCCCACAUGUUCGACGAAAGUCCCAGUACGACGCCUUUGCUUCGGCAGCGCGUCAACAACGAGGCCGGCUUUUCUCAAAUUCUCACUAAACAACGGCAAAGCAACUCUUCCAAGAAGAAUCGUAUGCAUGGCGCUUAUGACGGGAUAAAAUGCAGGAACCUUAUCUAAUCACAAAACUGGAAUCCGCUGAGAAGACAUGGCAAGAAUUGUCGGUUAGGCUGGCUGAUCCAGAUGUAGUCUCAAAUCCAAGUGAAUAUCAAAAGCUGGCACAAUCUGUUGCAGAGCUUGAUGAGGUUGUGCUCACCUACAGAAGAUUUAAGACUUGCGAGAAGCAGUUAGAAGAAACAAAAGCUUUGGCAAAAGAAGAAGGUGCUGACGAAGACAUGGCAGAGAUGAUAUCUUCUGAAAUCGCAACUUUAACCGCUCAAAUCAAAGAUCUUGAGGAGAGGCUUAAGGUACUACUGCUUCCUACUGACCCUCUUGAUUCAAGAAAUAUAAUGCUUGAAGUGAGGGCUGGUACUGGUGGCGAUGAAGCUGGAAUUUGGGCUGGUGAUCUUGUACGCAUGUAUCAGAAGUACAGUGAAAGGAAUUCAUGGAAAGUCUCACCAGUUUCAAGCUCUGAGGCUGAAAAAGGUGGAUUUAAGACAUAUGUUAUGGAAAUCAAAGGAAAUCGUGUAUAUAGCAAAUUGAAAUAUGAGUCUGGUGUCCAUCGAGUACAACGUGUUCCUCAAACAGAAGCACAAGGCCGUGUUCACACGUCCACUGCAACUGUUGCUAUCAUGCCAGAGGCUGAUGAAGUUGAGGUGGAGAUUGAUCCAAAGGAUAUUGAGCUCACAACUGCACGUUCUGGUGGUGCUGGAGGGCAGAAUGUCAACAAGGUAGAGACAGCAAUUGAUCUUUUCCAUAAGCCUACAGGAAUAAGGAUUUUUUGCACAGAGGAGAGAACUCAGCUUCAGAACAAGAGUCGUGCUCUUCAAUUGUUGCGAGCAAAAUUGUAUGAAAUAAAAGUGAGAGAGCAGCAAGAGUCUAUAAGGAAUCAGAGGAAGUCACAGGUUGGAACCGGUGCACGUGCUGAGAAGAUCCGAACAUACAACUAUAAGGACAAUAGGGUUACUGAUCAUCGGUUGAAAAUGAACUUUGAGCUCACAUCGUUUCUCAGCGGUGACGUCGAAGCUGCUGUUCAGUCGUGUGCUGCCAUGGAACAGAAGGAGUUACUGCAAGAACUAGCCUUGUCUGUUGGGGCACUAGCUAGUUAAAUCGUUCUUUCAACUCAUGUAAAAAGUAGAAUGCUACUGGAUACGGCAGUGACACCCAGACGAUACGCAAGAGGUGCCCUCAAAUUGCCAUUAAAGUUUAAAAUUAGUUUGUUAGAUUCAUACGAAACUUUAACGAGUUGCUUUGUAAUCAGUUCUAUUCUGUUAUUACGUGUAUGGACAGGUCCUCUUUUUUUCCUUUUUUUUUUUUUUAAUAGACAGAGUCUCGUCUGAGUUUGCGCGUUUCUGGGAA
Molecule: messenger RNA, 1744 nt
Organism: Coffea arabica (coffee)
Lineage: Eukaryota; Viridiplantae; Streptophyta; Magnoliopsida; Gentianales; Rubiaceae
Product: peptide chain release factor APG3, chloroplastic-like
Biological process (GO): translational termination; chloroplast organization; plastid translation
Cellular component (GO): chloroplast
Molecular function (GO): translation release factor activity, codon specific
Source: RefSeq, a predicted model, not a curated record